AUGUCAAAUUUAACUCAUUUGAAUAAGAAUGGUCAAUAUAACAGUUGUUCAUUUUAGCUGGAAUGUCAUGAGGGCCCUCUCCUAUCACCAAAGUCGACAUUAAAACAUCUAAAACAGAAAUGCAAGAAAACAGUAAAAAAUAAUWAUAAUAUGGAGCAAUCGUUGUGGAUACCAAAGGCAUAUUUCUUAAUUUGUCUGUUGCUAAGGUUUCAGGAUGUUUAUACCCAGGGGUGCAAAAACAUGCUCUUCUACACUGAGACRGAUGGCCACUAUCUCCAAAACCACGCAAUAAGAACAACAUUAGCCGARUCCAGCUCCGAUUGUGCAGCUUUCUGCUACAUGAGUGACGGGUGUCAAUCAAUUAACUACAGAGCUGUGAAUAUGACGUGUGAUAUUAAUGACUCCGAUCACUUUCAGCAUCCAAAUGAUUUGAUCAAGUCACCUGGUUUUGUCUAUGUUGCAACAAAGAAUGCUUGCAGUAAACUCCCUUGUCCUAGCAAUACUAAAUGCCAACCAAACUUUGUCACUGGUGGGUACACUUGUUUGUGUGCUCAAGGAUACCGUGGACCACGCUGUUCUGAUAUCGACGAAUGUGCGGACCAAACUCAUAAUUGCACUGGUGAACGAAUCUGUAAAAAUACAAAAGGCUCCUUUAAAUGCGAAUGCACGUCUGGUUAUAAGAAAGUUGGGGGCUAUGGUCCAAAUUGUAUUGAUAUUGACGAGUGCACUUCUGUUGCACAUGCUUGUCAUGUCAAUGCACGCUGUUCAAACAGUCCUGGUACAUAUGUAUGUCAAUGUUUAUCAGGAUACGAAGGCGAUGGAAGCUCAUGCUCAGAUAUCGAUGAGUGCACAAAAGGUGCACACAACUGCAGUAACGACGCUGUUUGCAAAAAUACAAUUGGCUCCUUUACAUGCGAGUGCCCGUCUGGUUAUAAAAUGGAUGGCAAUAAAUGCUUUCUACUUGUGACCAAGUACGUGAUCACAGUCUAUACAGGCUCUAAGACAUGGGCUGGAACUGAUGCUACUGUGUGGAUUACCGUGACUGGUAAACAGCUGAACAAAACAUUGACAACCACUGAAUUCAKUUUGCCAGGAAAGUUUGCAAAGAAUUACAUCGAUCGAUUUGAUUUGCAGUUUGCGAACAUGAAUCCCAUCACCGAAUUGAACGUUCGCACUCGCAAAAACGGUGCGUUUCCUAAAUGGUAUUUAAACAAGAUAUCUGUCGACAAUACCCAUCAAAAGGUUCGAGCCACAUUUACUUGCAAUUGCUGGAUAAGUCCGCCAGAAUCCAAGACGAUGUCCUCACCAACGAUUGAAAACUACUAGACAACAUAGAUAAAUAUCUUGACGGUUCUACACGUCAAAAUUUGAAAAUGUCCAAGCAUUAUAAGACGAUUAAGUCGACAGUAGCAAUAGACUGAAAUUUGAAAAUGCCUUUCUUAUAAUUAAGAAAGCUUAUGGAAGUUUCGUACAACUUUAUCAACCAAAAAAAUAAGGACUCUGCUUAUGCUGAAACUGCCUCGCUUUGGUGCAAAACCACAGGGUCCCCGCGAAACUUGUUUUAACCGCGAAAAGUGCCCCGAUGCGUAUCAGUUACAGUCAAUAUUAUAUAGUUUUAAUUUGCUCGAGUUUUUCCUGUACGUCUUAAAUUUAUUUACAGCACAUGUGAAGUGUAAUUUCGAUGUAUAUAUGCAUGUUGUAAGCAACUGAAAUAAUGAAUGAGUUGAUCUUCCUCAGUAGUGUAGAAAAAAAGAUAUACUAUACUAGACUUACUUAUAAACUAUAAAACAUUUCUGUAUACUAAUAAAGUUUUGUGGUUGGCUUCA
Exaiptasia diaphana is the source of this 1826-nucleotide messenger RNA. Its product is annotated as adhesion G protein-coupled receptor E2. The record is from RefSeq and is a predicted model, not a curated record. The coding region runs from base 151 to 1326 and encodes 391 amino acids. The transcript has 9 exons. Gene Ontology annotation, molecular function: protein binding; calcium ion binding. NCBI's taxonomy places the organism in Eukaryota, Metazoa, Cnidaria, Anthozoa, Actiniaria, Aiptasiidae.